GCGAGAAUUCCGGAGAAAUUUUAACUUGACUUCUCUCGAUCCCAUUGAAGGAGAGUUGGCUUGGUACCAUGGACUUCCUAGCCGAGAAUAACGCCUGCGGCCAGACGCUGCUGCACCUCGUCUCUAGGGGCAAUGCCAUCGUGGCCGAACUUCUGAGGCUCUCGGAUGUGGUCCCAUCUAUAUUCAAGCUCGACAACCGCAAAGACGUGGCCGAGUACGGGGACAUCCUCCUUGACUACAGCUACUUUAAGGUCAUCGACCAAUUCGAGAACAAGAUAGAGGCAAAUGAUCAACUGCAGGAUCGGGACGAAGAGUUGCGCGAAAACUACAUCGAUAUCCUCACGAGGUUCUACCUGGCAUUCGAGAGUAUCCACAAGUAUACCAUUGACCUGAAUCGCUUUCUGGAAGACCUGGACGAAGGAAUCUUCAUUCAGCAGUCCCUGGAGUCGGUGCUCGUCAAUGACGACGGCAAGCAACUUAUGUGUGAGGCCCUGUUCCUCGCUGGUGUCAUACUUCUCGUGGUCGACCAGAAAAUCGAAGGCAUUGUCCGGGAACGCAUGCUCGUUGCUUACUACCGCUACAGUGCGCAACGUACGAGUGACGAGUCCAACUUUGACGACGUUUGCAAGCUUCUGCGGAGCACGGGUUUUUCGUCUGCUACUGGUGCCAAGCGGCCUGCCAACUACCCAGAAGAUUACUUUCGACGGGUGACCCUGAACGAGACCUACAUCAGCAUGGUGCUGGGGCGGCUGAGGUCAGACGACGUCUACAACCAGAUCUCGGCCUACCCACUGCCAGAGCAUCGGAGCAUGGCACUGGCAACGCAGGCGGCCAUGUUGUACGUGGUGCUGUACUUUGCUCCCGAGAUCCUGCACAACCAGCAGGCCAAGAUGCGGGAAAUUGUCGACAAGUAUUUUCCUGACAACUGGGUGAUCAGCAUUUACAUGGGCAUGACGGUGAACCUGGUGGAUGCCUGGGAGCCUUACAGGGCGGCGAGGCAAGCCCUGCUUAAUACUCUGGACACUGCAAACGUUAAGGACCAGGCUCAGAAGUACCAUAACCGCAUCACCAAGCUGAUUCCGAGGCUGCAGCAGCUGCUCAAGGAAGGGGCGCUCGAGGAAGACUUUGUGCUCGACAACGUCCCCAAGCUGCUCAACACUGUGCGUGAGUGCAACGUCACCCUCCGAUGGAUGCUGCUCCACACUGUCAACCUCUCUCAGGGUUUCAUUGUCGGCGGGGAGCUGAACAAGCGUUGCCGCCAGCUGCGCGACCAGGUCCAUCAGGACAGCAAGUACCAGCCGCUCACUGUGUUCCAGCUCCUACUGCACACUGCCCAGUUCGAGCUGAAACUCAAGGAGUUGUUCCAGCACUUGCUGUCUGUGAAGCAGGACAAGUGGAACUCGAUGAAGAAGGAGAGCAUGGAGCACCUCAAGGAGCUGUCCGAGGUCUAUUCGGGCACCAAGCCCCUCACCCGCGUUGUGAAGAACGCUAACCUGCAGGCCUGGUUCUUGGAGAUGAGCAAGCAAAUUGAUUCGCUCAGUUACGAAGACACGACAGCCACUGGCCGCAAAAUCGUCCAGCUUAUCCAAGCCUUGGAAGAGGUUGAGCAAUUCCACGAGCUGGAGAGCAACCUUCAGGUGAAGCAGUUUCUGACCGAGACUCGCCAGUACCUCCACAGCAUGCUCCGCAUCAUUAACGUUAAGGAAGAAGUGCUCGUCACCCUCGAAGUCAUUGCCGACCUCUCCUACGCUUGGGAGAUCAUCGACAGUUACACACCAUUCAUGCAGAAGGGAAUCAAGAGUGACCCAUCCAUGGUUAUCAAACUGCGGGCCACCUUUCUAAAGCUGGCCACUGCCCUGGACUUGCCGCUUCUGCGAAUCAACCAGGCCAACAGCCCGGACCUGGUGUCGGUGUCCCAGUACUACUCCACCGAGCUGGUCAACUACGUCCGCAAGGUGCUGCACAUCAUUCCGGAGACUAUGUUUGGCGUCCUCGCCCGAAUUGUGGAGCUGCAGACAACGGCCAUCAAGGAGGUGCCCACCCGCCUCAUGAAGGACCAGCUCAAAGUCUAUGCUCAGCUGGACCAGCGCUACGAGGUGGCCAAGUUGACACACUCCAUCUCGGUUUUCACCGAGGGCAUCCUGAUGAUGAAGAAGACACUAGUGGGCAUCGUCCAGAUCGACCCCAAGCAGCUUCUUGAAGACGGCAUCCGCAGGGAGCUGGUCAGCCAGGUCAUGCGUGCUCUGCACAACGGACUCGUCUUCAACCCCAGGGCCAAGCCCAGUGAGAUUGUGCCUAAGCUGACUGCCUUGGGCAAAGUGAUGGACGGCUACUACCGGUCAUUCGAGUACAUCCAGGACUAUGUGAGCAUCUACGGACUACGCGUUUGGCAGGAAGAGGUGUCUCGCAUCGUCAGCUACAACGUCGAGCAGGAGUGCAAUGCUUUUCUUCGACAAAAGGUUCAAGACUGGCAGAGCGUGUACCAGUCACGCGCCAUACCAAUUCCAACAUUCCCUCCGUUGGACCAAGCGUCGGUCAACUUCAUUGGCAGGCUAGCACGCGAGGUGCUGCGCGUUACUGACCCAAAGACUACGGUCUACGUGGACCAGUCGAAUGCUUGGUUUGACACCAAGUCCCACGUGGAAGUGAUCAACCUUAGCCUCUUCGCCCUGCUUCGGAAAAGCGUAGGCACGCCUGGACUGACGGGACUGGACCGGCUACUGUCCUUCAUGAUAGUCAAAGAACUGCAGGGCGUGCUGCGGUCCCUGGAAAAAGGCAUGGUCAAGGACAAAUCAUGGCAGGAACUGCUCGCCAACAUGAGCAAGAACUUGCAGCCUGUCGACGGCAUAGUCCAAAACGUGGGUAGGACGUACAGUGCGGCCCUGACCAAGGUCUCCAAGACGUGGUCAGUCUUCCUCGAAAGCAUGCUCAAGAUCGGCCAGAUGCAAAUAUUGCGCAAAGCUAUUGCCCAUGAACUCUACACAACGGCCAAGUUUGAAUCAAAAGAUUUAGUUUCUGCUCUGCAAACUACAAAUGACGCUGUGCUAGCAGAGAUCAAGGCUCACCACAGGGACCCAAGCAAACCAUAUCCCAAGGAGGACAACCCCCUGCUCAUGGAACUGGCCACGUACCUCGACUGGUGUGGCCUAUACCAGCCAAUCUCCAAAAUUUACGUCACAACUAGGCCUAUCGGAAAUCUGCCAUUGUUCAUGAUGUUGUUCACCGUGACACACUUGGCGAAGUUCACAUACGUCAGCUCACAAGGUGGCCUGCUGAGCAAGAGGGGCGUGGACUCCAUAGAUGGCCUUCCUUUCGUCCUGGGGUCAUUCACCUUCCUGAAGCAGUUUCACCAGGACAAUGUCACCCAGUUUCUGGCCUACCUCGGACAGUAUGUUCGCUCCCUGCUCGAGGAGGGCUCCGUAAGCGUCGCCAAGUUCUCUGAUGCCUCCAUAGAGACAACAAAUAUCCUGGCCUACCUGGAGAUUCUUGUCCGUCAUUGCAAUGUGUCCCGCAAGGUGGUGCUCAAUUAUGUUCCCGACUACAUAUUUGACCAGUUUAGGUCAUCGUCCUAGUCCGCGUGGUGCUCAGACAAAUGAGCAGUUAUUGAAUUUCUAUUGUUGUGAAGCAUUCCGGUGGCCUCAUUUCUGUUUUGAGGGCUGUAAUAUACAUAAAUGCUGAAAUAAACUGUAAUAUAUGUCUUU
Molecule: messenger RNA, 3701 nt
Organism: Rhipicephalus microplus (southern cattle tick)
Lineage: Eukaryota; Metazoa; Arthropoda; Arachnida; Ixodida; Ixodidae
Gene: Strump
Product: WASH complex subunit strump
Biological process (GO): actin filament polymerization; endosome fission; regulation of actin nucleation
Cellular component (GO): WASH complex; endosome
Source: RefSeq, a predicted model, not a curated record